Nerophis ophidion (straightnose pipefish) is the source of this 2823-nucleotide messenger RNA. Its product is annotated as guanine nucleotide-binding protein G(q) subunit alpha. Lineage: Eukaryota; Metazoa; Chordata; Actinopteri; Syngnathiformes; Syngnathidae. Gene Ontology annotation, biological process: adenylate cyclase-modulating G protein-coupled receptor signaling pathway; phospholipase C-activating dopamine receptor signaling pathway; action potential. Gene Ontology annotation, cellular component: heterotrimeric G-protein complex. Gene Ontology annotation, molecular function: GTPase activity; G protein-coupled receptor binding; G-protein beta/gamma-subunit complex binding. The record is from RefSeq and is a predicted model, not a curated record. The coding region runs from base 895 to 1974 and encodes 359 amino acids. The transcript is spliced from 7 exons.
AUGGGGGCAGCGCCACUCCAGUCAGGGCAGGACGAAGAGCGCUAUUCCAAAAAGGGGGGGAAAAAAAACAACAGAAAUGAUGAUUUGUUGUGGUUCUAAAGUGCCUAUUUGAUAAUUUAAGGGUUACUUGCUCGGGGAAAUGACGUUCCGAUGUCAGUUUGUGCUUUUUUGCUGCAAUUGCAGGGGUGGCUAACUAAGCUAAGCUAAGCUAAGCUAACAGUUAGCCUGUCCAUUUUAGCCAUCCCUGUCCGCCCCCCUCCUGCCCCGCCUUCCCUCGCCUCUCCCGGGGGCGCCUCGGUCUCUUGUGCGCCUUGUCAAAUGCGGUGCUUGUCAGCGGAGUCCGCGCGCGUGUGUGACACCGGGGAGCUCGUCGACGUGUGAGUGCGGGUAGAUGGCUUGUUGCUACCAGUGCGCGGGCGGCUCGGAUUUAGAAAGGUGGCCGGCGGCGUCGCGCUGUCUCCGGGGCUCCAGUAGGUAGUGGUCCAUUCAAAACUCAGGUAGGUUAAAAAAGCUGCCCUUUUUUUUUUUUUUUUUUUUUUUUUGGCUAAGCUUCGUGGAGGGGAUUGGAUGAAAAGUCACACCAGGAAUCCAGUUUUGACACCCCCACCUCCCCUCCGACGUUAGCAGCUUUGCAGGGAACACGCUAGCUCCUUUUUCUGCAAUGGCAGGGAUCUUUUCCACUUUUUGGCAUUUUUUAUUUUUUCUCUAAGCAUUGCAGACCGAUCAUUUGCAUUGGACGUCAAGUCUCGUUGCUGUCAAAACUCAUUCUUACUUGCAGGGGCGCUCCAAAAGGAAAAAAAAAAAAAAAUCCGGAUUUCAUUUGCAGCCACUUGUGAGCUUGACUCGGAGUAAUAGUCUUGUCAGGCGGACUUCUUUUGUGUGUCUGAUGCUGGGAUGACUCUUGACUCCAUGAUGGCUUGUUGCCUGAGUGAAGAGGCGAAGGAGUCCAAAAGGAUCAACUCCGAGAUCGAAAAGCAACUCCGGCGGGACAAGAGAGACGCGAGAAGGGAGCUGAAGCUUCUUCUGCUGGGAACCGGCGAGAGUGGCAAGAGUACUUUUAUCAAACAGAUGCGAAUAAUUCACGGCUCGGGCUACACCGAUGAAGACAAGAAGGGCUUCACCAAGCUGGUCUACCAGAACAUCUUCACGUCCAUGCAGUCCAUGAUCCGCGCAACCGAGACCCUAAAGAUACCCUACAAGUUCGAACAGAACAAAAAUAAUGCACAGCUGGUGCGCGAGGUGGACGUGGAGAUGGUGACGUCGUUUGAUCAGCCCUACAUCGGAGCCAUCAAGAUGCUGUGGGCCGACCCUGGCAUCCAGGAGGCCUACGACCGCAGGAGAGAGUACCAGCUCUCUGACUCAACCAAAUACUAUCUUAGCGAUCUGGAUCGUAUCGCUGAAUCGUCCUAUCUGCCAACUCAACAGGAUGUGCUUAGGGUUCGUAUCCCAACCACUGGGAUCAUAGAAUACCCUUUCGACUUGCAAAGCAUCAUUUUCAGAAUGGUGGAUGUGGGCGGUCAGAGGUCAGAGAGGAGGAAGUGGAUCCACUGCUUUGAGAACGUCACUUCUAUCAUGUUUCUGGUGGCGCUCAGCGAGUACGACCAGGUCCUGGUGGAGUCGGACAACGAGAACCGCAUGGAGGAGAGCAAAGCGCUGUUCAGGACCAUCAUCACAUAUCCAUGGUUCCAAAACUCCUCCGUCAUCCUCUUCCUCAACAAGAGGGACCUCCUGGAGGAGAAGAUCAUGUACUCUCACCUGGUGGACUACUUCCCUGAGUUUGACGGUCCUCAGCGAGACCCCCUGGCGGGUCGAGAGUUCAUCCUGAAGAUGUUUGUGGACUUGAACCCGGACAGCGACAAGAUCAUCUACUCGCACUUCACGUGCGCCACCGACACGGAGAACAUCCGCUUCGUCUUCGCCGCCGUCAAGGACACCAUCCUGCAGCUCAACCUCAAGGAGUACAACCUGGUCUGACCCCCGAGGACACCAGAGCCCAGACCUGCAGCUCGCUGCAGCCACACAGCACAGUCCCAGCUUUGCUCUACACGUCUCCCGGGCCUCCACUUUUCAACUCUCUCUUGCGUAGUCGUAGGGAUGAAAACACUCCAUCACGGUGGGACUACUUUUUCUUUCUUUCCUCUGUGUUCUCACCAGUGCUUGUGUGUUGCAGGUGGCUCACGUCCAACUUUUGACGCUUUAAAAGGGCUCGCUCUCUCCCUUCUAGUGACAGCUGUGCAUGCUGCACACCGCUACAGUGAGGCCAGGAUAUCUGGAGGACAAUAUUAUCUGGCACUCAGGUACUCUGUGUACUUGAAAUAUUUGCUUGAGAGGUGCGUGUAUCGGUGUCAAAAGUCCAGCAGUUCUGUUGAAUGUAAAUAGUCAGCGUGUGAGGGCUUUUUGCCAAGUACAGUCGUCAUUCUCAAAGGAUUGUAAACACACUGCCCCUCGUGUUGAAAGUGUUUGUGCCCUUUUGAGAACGUUCUCUUGGACCACACGCUCAUUUAUGAAGAAGUACAGUGGAACCUCCCUUCACAAACUCUUGGACGGGGCUCGUUCGUCCAAAAGUUUGUGUAGUGAAGCAAACGUGUCCGUAAGAAACUUUGUAAAUAUGAAUAGUAGGUUGUCGGUAUUUGUAUACAAAAUAAAGAAGGGUUAUACCAGGGGUGUCCAAACUACAGCCUGCCGACAUCUUCAAUUUUGCCCGCUAAACAUCAUGUGUUAAUAACUAAGGUUACUGGAGUGCAGGGAGAUUGCAUUCAUUGAAAAAAAAAAAAUCCUUUAAUGCUGCCAUUUUUGUGCCAUUAGGUUGACAAUGCAAGUAUA